Messenger RNA from Magnolia sinica, 1156 nucleotides. RefSeq lists its product as uncharacterized. NCBI's taxonomy places the organism in Eukaryota, Viridiplantae, Streptophyta, Magnoliopsida, Magnoliales, Magnoliaceae. The coding region runs from base 351 to 989 and encodes 212 amino acids. The transcript has 4 exons. The record is from RefSeq and is a predicted model, not a curated record.
UGAACCUGCGUAUCACCCAUCACUCUCUACCAGAGUAUCAGAGUUCCUAUCAAUCUUUACGAGGGAGAGAGGUUCAUGGUCGGGAGAGAAACGAUUUGGAUUUGGUUGGUUGGAUUUUUAGCUAGAGCACCGGAGGUGGGUCUACGGAUGCAAUCAUGAGGUGAAUGUGAGAGAGAGAGAGAUUCUUGGUCGGGAAAGAAAUGAAUUGGAUUUGGUUGGUUGGAUUUUCAGCUCAACAGUAGGGUCUAUGAACCCAAUCAUGAGAAGGAGAAUGUAACAGAGAGAGAGAGAGAGAGAGAGAGAGAGAGAGAGAGAGAGAGAGAGAGAGAGAGAGAGAGAGAGAGAGAGAGAUGGGUGGAGAGGAUAAUACAAAAAAAGGAGGGGUGAAGGUGGUGAAAUCCAGUCAAAACAGAGAAGAUGCAUCCAAAGGAAAAGGGCUAGUCUUCUCUUCUGCCAACACCAAUAAGAACAGAUCAGUAGGGACUUCUUCUUCUUCCAACAAGCUUCAGCUUCCUAAUUCCAAGAUUAAAUCACCACUCUCCCUUUCUAAACCAGAGGUGAAAGCGAAAACAACAACAUCCACUUCAUCCAAAACCAUCACUAAGACUGCAACCGUUAGAGCUAAAACAGCGAAGAAGGUUUACACGUUGCCCGGACAGAAACAUGAUCCUCCUGAAGAGAGAGAACCCUUGAGGAUAUUCUAUGAAUCACUGUCGAAACAGAUACCCAUGAGUGCAAUGGCUGAAAUUUGGAUGAUGGAACAUGGCUUGCUAUCACCUGAUAGAGCGAAGAAAGCAUAUGAGAGAAAGCAAAAGAGGCAGCAACAACUGAGGAUGGGCACUCCAAUCAAAUCCUCAAAAACAGAGAGACCACCUACUCAAAAACAGCAGCAGUACUCAAAGAACAGUGACUUCAAGACCAAGAAGAGAAUCAACUACAGCGACAGUGAUGAUGACUUCCUUGUAAAACGUAAGAAAGGAAAAUGGUAGGCUAAAGUCUAACCACCAUAUUAAUGUUAGAUGAUGGCAGAGUGUUGUAGGUUAAUUUAUCACCCUAAGCUGAGACUGCCAAAAGGCUGUUGCAAUUGAGGCAUGCAGACAUUCUUUAUAUUCUCCAACUCAUGGCAAUAAUCAGAUAACUCUUCAAUUCUUCUUUA